UUCUCUACAGACAUGUCUUGCUACAAGUUUGUGUUCGUUGCCCUUUUCUGUGGAUUUACGACGCGUCAUGUUUUAAGUCAAUUAGACGGUUAUAUCCCUGGACAAGACUAUCCGAUUUACAACGAGGUUCCACAGGGUUUGUCUUUUAGAUGUGACCAGCGAUUGCCAGGAUACUAUAGCGAUCCCGAAGCUCAAUGUCAGGUUUGGCACUGGUGCUUGCCCAACGGCCAAAAAUUCAGCUUCCUCUGUCCUAAUGGUACCAUUUUCAACCAGUACGCGAGAGUAUGCGAUUGGUGGUUCAACGUAGACUGUGCCUCAACCCCCAACUAUUACAACGUCAAUGAAGAUCUUUACAGGGUUCCUUCUUACAGCAACCAACAGCGUCACGAUCAACAGUAGAUACCUUUGUAAAUGAUUUGCUCAUCCCAGUUACGAAGCGUACUGCUGGUGAUAAUAGGUCGUGGUUUCCAUACUUUGUAGUUCAUUUAACCUUUUCACCAUGCAAACCAUUACAAAUUUCUACUACUUUAACUUAUUCUAUCACCAUUUUCAGUAACAUGAGUUACACCAUUUCUAAAAGACUUGUAGA
Messenger RNA from Anoplophora glabripennis (Asian longhorned beetle), 589 nucleotides. RefSeq lists its product as uncharacterized. Bases 13 to 399 code for a protein of 128 amino acids. Gene Ontology annotation, molecular function: chitin binding. The record is from RefSeq and is a predicted model, not a curated record. Gene Ontology annotation, cellular component: extracellular region. NCBI's taxonomy places the organism in Eukaryota, Metazoa, Arthropoda, Insecta, Coleoptera, Cerambycidae. The transcript has 3 exons.